Chlamydomonas reinhardtii is the source of this 3303-nucleotide messenger RNA. RefSeq lists its product as uncharacterized. NCBI's taxonomy places the organism in Eukaryota, Viridiplantae, Chlorophyta, Chlorophyceae, Chlamydomonadales, Chlamydomonadaceae. Gene Ontology annotation, molecular function: zinc ion transmembrane transporter activity. The record is from RefSeq and is a predicted model, not a curated record. Gene Ontology annotation, cellular component: plasma membrane. Bases 379 to 1689 code for a protein of 436 amino acids. The transcript is spliced from 5 exons. Gene Ontology annotation, biological process: zinc ion transmembrane transport.
GGUACAGCAAGCCCAGCUCCGGUGGCCGAGCCAUAAAGUCAAGGGGCCGACGCGACGCCAAUCACGCGUUGGAGCUUGUGGUGACCGGCCAGCUUGCCAGACGUCGGCUGGCUGGCCCCGGAGUCUCGUUUAGGAUUGCUUCGUAUAGCAUGAACAUCAUAGCAGGUCCGGCUGUCUCAAUGGGCCCAAGUUGCAUCAUUUCUGCAGCCUUGGUACAAAUACGACCGUGUCAGUAACGGAAUACCGUUAGCACCUAGCCCGACGUUCUUGCUCAGCCAUUUACCGCAACGAUCAUUCUGUCUAAUAUAUGUCUUCGCAUUAGUGCUAAUAGCUAGUACGCGAUCCUGAUUUCUGCGUUUGCCGACCUCGCGUUGCAAAAUGUCCUUGUUACGAGCUGGGCGCGUGGUUCUGGAUGCCCUGGUGCAUCCAGGAACUAGCUCAGAUGUCCUGUCACCACCAGAACUUUCAGCGGAGCCGCAGCCGGCGCACAAUAAGACACAGUCCCUCAGAAUUGCGGCUGUCUUCGUCAUCCUUGCCGCUGGUCUUUUAGGAGGCGUACCACCCCUCUUUCUCAACGUCUUCCGCGACCAGGAGGGGAUGCUCACACGGCUUGUCCGCUCGUUCUCGGCCGGAGUCAUUCUAGCACUUGCGCUGGUACAUAUCAUUCCAGAGGCCGUGGAGGAGAUGGCGGGCCUUGGGGGCAUCGAGUACCCGCUGGGCGGCACGUGCGUGCUGUUCGGCGUGGCGCUGAUGGUGUUCCUGGAGCACCUGGCGCACAUCAUGCACGGGCCGCACAGCCACGCCCCCGCCGCCGACUCGGCGGCCGCGGCCUUCACGGCGCUACCCAGCUCCUGCACGGACAUUGAGGCGGGCGCAACCCCCUGCGGCGCAGCCAAGCGCGCCACCGCCCAGACCAGCAGCAACUGCGAGGCGGACCCCAGCGGCGUGCUUGCUAGCGAUAGCAGCGUGCCCAUGAAGUCAGCAAUGGCGGUGGCGGUGGCAGAGGGCGUGGCGUCGGGCUGCUGCGACGGGGCGGCCGCGGGCAGCGAGGGGACGCCGGCGGGCGGGGCGCCGGGAGAUUCGUGCUACACGCGCGCCUCGGAGCCGGGGCACAACCACGUGUGCGUGUCACGCGGCUCGGCGGGGAACUGGUUCUCCAGCACCUCCCCCGCCGCCACGCAAGCGGCGUCGGGCUCGCUGCGGCUUAAGAUCUUGGCGUACAUGUUUGAGCUGGGCUGCGUGUUCCACAGCUUCAUCAUCGGCAUCAGCCUAGGCGUCAACACGACCGACCUGGUGGAGGUGCGGGCGCUGCUCAUUGCGCUCAGCUUCCACCAGUUCCUGGAGGGCGUCUCGCUGGCGUCUGUGGUCCUGCGCGGCGGCUUCAGCACGCUCAAGGGCGCCAUCAUGAUCCUCACCUACAGCCUGACGUGCCCGGUGGGCAUCGCGGUGGGAAUGGCCAUCGCCUCCAGCUAUGAUGCCGAGUCGGAGCGCGCUCGCGGCGUGCAGGGCACCCUUAACGGCGUGUCGGGUGGCAUGCUGAUGUACAUCAGCCUGGUGCAGCUGGUGGCGGAGGACAUGGGCAGGUUCGUGCCGGGCUCCCCGAGCGGCGGCGCCAGUGCGCGGCUUCUCAGCUUCCUGGCGCUGUUCCUCGGGGCCGGCUCCAUGUGCAUCCUGGCCGUCUGGUCCUAGAGCUGGCGGGCUGGGUGUGGCCUGGAGGUGGAGGCAUUGGGGGUGCCAGAUUAAUAGCGCAGCGGCAGGGCUCGCGCUAGUAGUAGGCAGCAGGCAGGCGGCGCGGUUGCCGCCUCCACGUAGGCGCAUUUCGGCACGGCAAUGUGUGCGGCCGUCCAUGAGCGCUUGGCAUUGUGUGCGGCCGUUCCAGGAGCACAGGCGGAGUAGAGUCCGGGCUGUCACGAUAUCUGAAAUGGUGGGGCAGGUAGGAGGAAGUCCGCGGCCGGCCGCAAUGCGGGCCGUUGUGGCUUGGGCCUUGCACGCACUCACAUACAUACAUACAGAAAAGCGUUGCGCGCUGUCGUGAUAGGUGUGGUUUUUCGAGGCAGUCGUGGGGGGCUGGGCGUGUGGUGGUGCACUUGUUGGGCGGACUUGCGUGUGACUGGGUCGACAUGAGCGAUGGAGGAGGUACGCACGUUGAGCAGCGCGGUUUCAAGGACUGCACAUCUGUCUGUGUUACGGUGUGCAAGUGACCUGCACUUGUCAAAUUGGAGAUGUUGCAGGGGUACAGUACCGUACGGCAGUUUGGGUCUAUGUCAGUGCUUGGGCGUCGUGAGAACGGACGCGGAAGUAUCACGGCGGCAGAGGUGGAAAUGAACGUUGGGCGCCCAAGCUGUUAGCUGCUCCACCGGAAGACGGUUCGGAACAUCUGGGCCGUCUUAUUGCUAUUUUGCUGUCCCUGAUGCAGCUUUGCAUACGGUAGGCGGCCCGAAUGCCGUUAGCUAAUUUCGGACUCAAUGGCCGGGACUUUCGGGCGCACACUGUUGCCUAGCUAGCUCUGUGGUGUCAUAUGCGCGUCGUUUGUGCGCGUGUUAUUUGCGCGACUGGCAGGGGUUAUACACAGGUGUCCGCGCGCCCAUAGGGUUUGCGGAGGCGUAGGCAUUGCUUCGUCUGUCGUACAGAAGGAAGGCAGCCUCCAUGCGCAUCGUAGGCCUGACGGCAAGCACGAGCUGCUUCUAGUGAAGUGCGGGUGUGUUGCGGGAGGCCGAACUCGAUGCAAGUAGGGCUAUCGAGGAGCCUGUGCCCGACCCCUUGGUGAAUAUAAAGAGCUGAUGACUGCGGCAGCGGUCGGGCAGUACAACCACCGCUUUGCCAUUGUUGCUCGUGUGUGCAUGCUCGUGUAGUGGGCAUGACGUAUUUGCGUGAGCGUGCUGUGCGUAUACGUGUGCUAGGCGCGGUGCACGGAUAUUGUUAAGUAUAGUGUAGAUGUCCAUUUACGCCCCGCGCCGCCGUGGUCACGUCAGAACCCUUGCUGAGUGUGCAGAGCGGAAGUGCUUGCGUGUGUGCAUUCGGGCGGUCAGGUAGUGGACGGAUAGGCUGCAGAGUUGCUCGUUGGGGUGAGGCAGCAGGUAACAUGCCGGAACACAGACGCAUAUGUGCGAGUAAGUCGCUAGUGCUAGUGCUCGAGUUGUUGCGUUGUGCAAUUUAUGGUAGGUGCGAUGACGCCACGUGACACGUUCUCUUAUCACGGACUCGCAAUGGGUGGGCCCUUUCAACUUUCAAGUACCAUGUAUUGCGCGUUGCCCCAGCUGUUAAGCGUGGCAACGCGGUCGCUUGAAAAUGCGUUGGGCUGCA